Molecule: messenger RNA, 4547 nt
Organism: Lemur catta (Ring-tailed lemur)
Lineage: Eukaryota; Metazoa; Chordata; Mammalia; Primates; Lemuridae
Product: solute carrier family 23 member 1-like
Exons: 12
Coding region: 141-1949 (602 amino acids)
Biological process (GO): transmembrane transport
Cellular component (GO): membrane
Molecular function (GO): transmembrane transporter activity
Source: RefSeq, a predicted model, not a curated record
GCAGUCCCCGCCCCCCCGCGGGGCCUUUUGCACCAAGUCAGAUGAUGAGAAGUUAGUCUUCCUCUCCGGGAGCUGCUUCGCUUCUUUUUUGGUGUUCCCUGUCCUGCUUCCCCAAGGAAGCCAGAAGGACCCCAGAGUCCAUGAACUCUGCGCACCCCGGCCCCUCGCAGAGGGCUGAUGGUCAAGACAUGAAGAAGGAAGGGCAGCCUGGGAGUUCCAGCAGCAGCCUGGCCUAUGGCGUCUUGGACGUCCCUCCGUGGUAUCUCUGCAUCUUCUUGGGGAUCCAGCACUUCCUCACCGCCCUGGGGGGAAUCGUGGCAGUGCCGCUGAUCCUGGCCAACCACCUGUGCCUGCAGCACGACCCCCUGACCCAGAGCUACCUCAUCAGCACCAUCUUCUUUGUCUCUGGCAUCUGCACUCUCCUGCAAGUGCUUUUAGGGGUCAGGCUGCCCAUUCUCCAGGGAGCGACAUUUGCUUUUUUGACACCCACUCUGGCCAUGCUCUCCCUUCCUGACUGGAAGUGCCCUGAGUGGACACUCGAUGCCAGCCAGGUGAACACCAGCUCCCCAGAAUUCACUGAGGAAUGGCAGAAGAGGAUCCGAGAGUUGCAGGGCGCAAUCAUGGUGGCUUCCUGUAUCCAGAUGCUGGUGGGCUUCUCAGGCCUCAUUGGCUUUCUCAUGCGCUUCAUCGGCCCUUUGACCAUUGCUCCGACCAUCUCUCUGGUGGCCCUGCCUCUCUUCGAUACUGUGAGCGAUGGCGCCGGGAUCCAUUGGGGGAUUUCUGCCAUGACCAUCUUCCUCAUCGUGCUGUUUUCUCAGUACCUGAAAAACAUCGCGGUGCCCGUGCCUGCUUAUGGAGGAGAGAAGAAGUGCCACACCUCCAAGUUCUACCUCUUUCAGGCCUUCCCUGUGCUGCUGCCCCUCUGCAUCUCCUGGUUCAUCUGCUUCGUGCUCACGGUCACCAACGCCCUCCCCACGGACCCCUCAACCUACGGGUACCUGGCCCGCACCGAUACCAAAGGCAGCGUCCUGAGCCAGGCCCCUUGGUUUCGCUUCCCUUACCCAGGACAGUGGGGCGUCCCCACCGUCAGCGUGGCGGGGGUCUUUGGGAUCAUCGCGGGGGUGAUCUCGUCCAUGCUGGAGUCGGUAGGUGACUACUACGCCUGCGCCCGGCUGGUGGGGGCCCCGCCGCCCCCGAAACACGCCAUCAACCGGGGCGUCGGCAUCGAGGGCCUCGGCUGCCUGCUGGCGGGAGCCUGGGGGUCCGGGAACGGCACCACCUCCUUCAGCGAGAAUGUCGGGGCUCUGGGCAUCACCAAGGUGGGGAGCAGGAUGGUGAUUGUCGCCGCGGGCUGUGUGCUGCUCCUGAUGGGCAUGUUUGGCAAGAUUGGGGCUGCGUUUGCCACCAUCCCAACCCCCGUGAUUGGAGGCAUGUUCCUGGUCAUGUUCGGGGUCAUCACUGCCGUGGGGAUCUCCAAUCUGCAGUGCGUGGACAUGAACUCAUCCAGGAACCUCUUUGUCUUUGGCUUCUCCAUGUACUGUGGGCUCGCCGUUCCCAACUGGGUGAAGAAGAACCCCAAGAUGCUCCAGACAGGGGUUCUCCAGCUGGACCAGGUCAUCCAGGUGCUGCUCACCACGGGCAUGUUUGUCGGUGGGCUUCUGGGCUUUCUGCUGGACAACACCAUCCCAGGAAGUAAGGAGGAGCGAGGCCUCGUGGUGUGGAAUCAAAUCCAGGAGGCGUCUGAGGAGACCCUGAAGGCCUCGGAGGUCUACGCUCUCCCCUGGGGGGUUGGCACCAAGUUCUGCACGUCCCCCUUCUUCCAGCGCCUCCCCUUCUGGCCCCCGCGGGGACCCAGAGGGACGGCGGAGGGGGACCAGAGCCAGCGCAUCCUCGGCUCGCAGGCGGCCUGGAGAGAGAGUCCGCCGGGAGCCUCAGAAACCAGGAUGUGAGAACCGCCCCUCUGCGCACACCCAGCCGCCCCCCACCUCCCCCACCCGCACUUGUGGCCGCCAAAGAAGUGUAGGAGCACGGCCCGCGUGCCCCACCUGGCCGCCCGGUCGCCGCGUCCGGCCUCGAGCGCGGCCAGAGCGGCCGGCGCCCACACUCUCCCUGCUUUCGCACACGCCCUUGGCAGUAUUAGAUGUGCUGGGAGGAAGAGGCCUGCGCUGGGGCAGGGCUGGAGAUGGGCUGUUUGCUGAGAGGGGACGGAAUGGUCUUCUUCUUCUCCGAUGGGGGCAGGGGGCCCUGUGCCCUCGCUGUCCCCUCCCUCUCUGGACCGGCCGCCAAAGCUGGGUGGGAGCACCCCCUCCUUCCCUUCUUCCUGCACCUCCUCUGGGUUCCUGGCGCUGCAACCCCCUCCAGGCCAGAGAGGGCCGGGAGCCAAAGUCCAGGGGUGGCAGGGCUGGACUUAGCCUGCUCAGACCCCAGACUCUGUCUACCAGAGUGGACUGCAGGCUGCUGGGAAGCUGAGCUGGAUCUGCUACCUUGGGCUUCUCCAGAAACUUCCACUGUUUCCCUAGAGGACUCAGUCUUAUGACUUCACCUUUUGAUGGGCACUGGGUCCUACUAGCAAGAAAAAGCUUCCAUUCUCUCUCUCAACACCUCCUUCCCCAUCAAGGACUCUAUCCUUGCUUGGCCAAACUCCCUCCUCCCAAAGGAAGGGGAGACAUUUUGCUGGGGCUGGGGAGAAGGGGAACAUCUGACAUUGUUCCAGAGGUUGUUUCCAGCAGGGGCUCUCCUGCCCACCACCCCCACCAUUCACCCAUCUCUGCUUGGCAUUGGGUGGGUGGAGUAGCUCCUGUAACCUACUUUACAAGGCUUGGUGAUUUCCUGUCUCCCAUCACGCUGGGCAGGAAGGGUGUGUGUUCUUGUGUGCUAGAAGUUGAGGUGGUGUGGGGAGUCCACCAAGUACAAUGUCUGUCACUAAUGGGGGUAGAAAAGCCACGCGUCCCUGCUCUGCGUGCAGACACCAUAGAGAGGUGUGUGUGGGGAGGCAGGGGUGAGCAGGGUACAGACCUGGUAGUCUCAGCCUUGUUUCCUUCCCUCCCCCAGCUCCUCCACUGAAACCUUCCAGUAGCCUUUCAUGCCACAGGUUUCUCUCAAUAUCCAAGUGACCCUGGAAGUGGGAGGGGUAACCAGGUGGGCAGGAGGGGCCUGAGGCCUGGCUUUGGGAUAUAGAGACAGGAGUACUUCUCCAGGUGGAAAAAAUAACAUUGCUGGGAUUUCGUAAGGGAGAAGUCCUGAGACUGAGCUGGAGAUGGGAAUGCAAGUGAGAUCCAUUAGACCCCGGAUUCCCUCCAGUUAUUCUGUGUGGUGGAAACACAAGCCCAUGGGGAAAAGAUUGGCAGAGAAGGAGAUGGCCUUCAGUGCAUGCAGUUACAAACUCACAUAAGUGGGGAUGUAUAAUUCAACUCUCUUUAUCGAGUGAUGGGUUCAGAAUGGCUAAUCUUGAAGACCAUUCCUGGGUGUAUUGAACCAAUGCCCUGAUGCCUCCAAAGCUGCCUGAGAGGCACCUUGGGGAGAAGAACAGACGCCACCAUACUCCUGGGACAGUUCCAGUUGCUGUCCCUCAAAAUACAGUGGCUUCAGGGAUGAAGGAGGAUUGUCGCUUAACACGAGGAAUGUCAGUCUUGAAGGGGGUGAGGAGGUGAAGUGGGGGUGGAGUGUGAUACAGCCGAAUUCUGUCAUAUAAUGGACCACGGUGAUUGUGAUACUCCUGAGAACAGCCCUGAAUGAUGCCCCACGAUGGAAUCUGCUCAGCCAGUCCUGGAGUACUAUAGGAGUAGUGGUACCCUGCGUGCUUGAGGAACAUAACAGAUAAUAUCCCAAAAGAUGAUCCAGGAUGAAAAUAGCUGUAAAAGCUUCUGACUCCUAGAAGAAUGCUAAAGGGAAGCGAGGAUCUUGUAGGUUCGGCCCUGACCUUGUACGCCUGGUGUACAGCCUUCCACGGUGACUGCAAAGGCAAAAGAAAAAGACAGGCUUCCCCGCUGGCUCUACCAAAAACCUCCCACGGAGGACUGUGGUAGCUCAGGGUAUCCCACGUAAAGAAGUUUUUUAAGUUAAUCUAGAAUAAACCCCCCAUCUCAAGAUCUUUAACUUAAUUAUAUCUGUGAAGUCCCUUUGCCAUAUAAGGUGACAUUCACAGGUUUUGAGGAUUGGGAUAUGGAUAUCUUUGGGAAACAUUAUUCAACCUACUACAGUCCUUGGUUAAAAAUUCUAUACAGUAGUCCCCUUUAUCCUCGGUUUCUCCUUCCCUGCUUUCAGUUACCUGCAGCCAACUGAGGUCUGAAAAUAUUAAAUGGAAAAUUCCAGAAAUAAACGAACAAUUCAUAAGUUUUAAAUUGCAUGUUGUUCUGAGUAGCCUGAUGAAAUCUUGCUGUGUUCUUCCUGAGACCCGACUCAUCCUUGGUCUAGUGCAGCAUGCUGUAGAUGAAACUUGCCUGGUAGUCAUUAGUAGCCUUCUUGGUGAUCAGACCGACUGUCGUGGUAUCUCAGUGCUUGUGCUCAAGUAAUCCUUAUUUUACUUAAAAUAUUAUAAUGUAUUCAUA